This is a messenger RNA of Arabis nemorensis, 276 nucleotides long. NCBI's taxonomy places the organism in Eukaryota, Viridiplantae, Streptophyta, Magnoliopsida, Brassicales, Brassicaceae. The record is from the annotation of a GenBank genome assembly.
AUGGUUCUUGAUGGGAUUGUAUCUUCACCAUUAAGGAGACAAGCUCUAAAGAAGCAAUGGGAAGAGUUAGGUAGCUGCUCGACGGUUAUUCAGAGGCAUCGAUAUCUCUUAACCGCAUUGGCUCUUUUGGCAUUCCUCUGCACUGUUUAUCUAUACUUUGCAGUCACUUUAGGCGAUAGGCAUUCGUCGUGCUAUGGUUUGGCCGGGAAAGACAAGGCAAUGUGUCAAUUAAGAGUUGUCCAGGUUAUCUCCAAAGGGAAACUGAAAUUCUUCUAA